Phragmites australis (common reed) is the source of this 823-nucleotide messenger RNA. RefSeq lists its product as uncharacterized. Bases 319 to 633 code for a protein of 104 amino acids. The record is from RefSeq and is a predicted model, not a curated record. Lineage: Eukaryota; Viridiplantae; Streptophyta; Magnoliopsida; Poales; Poaceae. The transcript is spliced from 3 exons.
CAAGAAAUCCCCCAGUUGCCCUACCUACCCGUCUCAGGCAGCUUACCUACAACGGGAUCAGCCACCAUGCUAACUUAUCUCUUCUUGAUGCCCCCUCCGCUGAUUCCGCCCACCGGUGAUCCUCCCCUGCCUCGGCUAGCUAUGCCCUUGUUGCUUUGUUGUCCUGCCCACAAGCCAUAGCUUCCGCCAGGUAGGCCGCCGGCCAAGGGCAUCCCUCUAACAAUGGGAGCAGCCAAUCUCGAGCCCUAACAACCCAAUCCCAAGCUCUAACAGCCCCAAUCCUCGAUCCACCCCAGAGGUCUUACAGAUGCAAGCUAUAUGUGUUUGCAUCAACCUGAAUCAGCUUUUGUGUACUAUCUGGUAGAAUGCAACUCAGAGAUUCUGGUGAUUAGCCCAAGCCUUGGCGUUCAUCAACAGUUUUCAGUUUACAGGCUAGCUGACCUUAUCCUGGAAAGGAUUGUCGCGGUGACAUGCAUCAGUGGCAACACCCUCUUCUUUGGUAAGAGGAAUCUGUGUGUGAGCUCUAAGGAACAAAGGACAGAUAACGUUGCAGGGGAAGAUGAAGAGGUGGCGGAUGAAGGGAAAGUGGCGAAUUGGGGGUUGAAAAUGAUCUCACAUACAGAGCUACAAUAGGACUUGGAGCAAGUAGGACUAAAGUUUCGCAAGAACCAAUUGAAACCCAUCAAACAUGAAAGUAAUAGUAACGGCCUUGAUGACAAACUACAACACAAAUCGAUCAGCCAUCAUUCUGCCUGGGAAUAGAGAGCAGCUAUGUUCAGAGCACUUUCUUCUUAGCUACCUCCCCGAGCAUCGCAGCCACAAU